This is a messenger RNA of Prorocentrum cordatum, 717 nucleotides long. The record is from the annotation of a GenBank genome assembly. NCBI's taxonomy places the organism in Eukaryota, Dinophyceae, Prorocentrales, Prorocentraceae.
CGGUUUCAUUUCGGGAAAUGGAAGACCGAGGAGGCCGACUUUGCUGGCCGCCAUUUGCUUCAGACGCCGGACGGGAUCGCAGUAGAUCAAGAGAAGUACAUUAGGGAACAGCUCUCGACGAUGUAUUUGACUAAGGACCGACGAUCGCAGCCAGAGUCGCCGUUGUCUCGAGACGAGAUCAGCUCGCAUCGUACCGUAGCAGUUCAGGUUCAGUGGCUCGCGAGGGAGUCGCGCCCGGACGUUGCCGGCUCGGCCUCUUUGCUAGCUGCAGCCUUGCCGGCGCCAAGUGUCGCUGACGCACUUGCCCUGAUAAAGGUCUGCAAGCAUGUGAAGGCGCCCCUGGAGCAGCGUCUGACGACAUGGGCGUUGGACCCAUCGUCGGUGACAUUUGUCACGGCGAGCGACGCUGGAGGUCCCGGGAGUGCUCGACGAGGGGGUGCGCAGGGGGCCUGGCUGAUCACGGUUGCCGAUUCGGCGAUCCGCGAUGACCGCAGGGCGCGCGUCAGCUUGCCAGCGUGGAGAUCACCGCGUAUCAAGAGGGCUGCGCCUAGCACCGUCGCUGCGGAAACGCUGGCGCUCCCGGGCGCCACAGGGGAGGCUCAGUGGAUGCAGGUGCUGUGGCGAGACGCAGUCUGGGGGGAUGUGCCACGGCCGGACUGGUUCGAAAAACAAGGUCCUUUCUCGAUGAUGCUGGCCCGCGAGUGCCAGCUGAGCGAG